AUGAAACACCUCAAAGCCCUACUUGUAGCAAACCGGGGCGAGAUCGCCUGUCGACUUCUGGUAGCCGCAAAGAAGCUUGGCAUUCGCACGGUCGCUAUUUACACCGAAUCGGAUUCACAAUCGGGGCAUGUUGGCACUGCUGAUGAGGCAGUUCUCCUGAUCGGGGAGGCCAGAGCGGCGUAUAUUGAUGGUGAACAGAUUAUCGCCAUCGCUAAAUCACGAGAUGUGCAGGCCAUUAUCCCCGGCUAUGGGUUUCUCUCCGAGAACGCCGCCUUUGCCCGGGCUGUUGCCGCGGCGGGCCUGAUCUUUGUCGGACCCUCGCCCGAGGCUAUCGAGUCCUUCGGUCUCAAACACACGGCCCGGGAUCUGGCGCUGGCGGCGGGCGUACCCGUAGUGCCCGGAUCCCCGGGCCUUGUUCAGUCGGAAGAUGCCGCUUUGGAAAUGGCUCAACAGCUCGGCUAUCCGGUGAUGCUCAAGGCCACCGCGGGCGGGGGCGGCAUGGGCCUGAUGGCCUGCACCAACGAGGCAGAGCUGCGCCAGAAUUUCCAGUCGACCAGAUCCCGCGGAGAGUCGUUGUUCAAAAACGCGGGCGUCUUCCUGGAACGGUACUAUCCGGAUAGUCACCACAUCGAAGUGCAGGUCUUCGGCAAUGGGCAGGGAAGAGCCAUCAGCAUCGGGGAGCGGGAGUGCUCAAUUCAGCGCCGGAACCAGAAGGUUGUGGAGGAGUGCCCCAGUCCUUUUGUGACGCAACGGUUCCCGGAGCUCCGGGCCAAGCUGACAGAGGCCGCGGUGGCGCUGGCGGAGAGCAUUCAGUACGGCUCCGCCGGCACAGUCGAAUACCUCGUGGAUGAUGUGUCUGGAGACUUCUUCUUCUUGGAGAUGAACACGCGACUGCAGGUGGAGCACGGAAUCACUGAGAUGUGCUACAAUGUUGAUCUGGUCGAGCUCAUGUUACAACAAGCAGACUGCGAGCUCGGGGAAUGCGGCGGCAUUCCAUCGGAGGAGCUGGAGGCCCGGCAAACACAGUGGCUGGAGCCACGUGGUCAUGCUAUCGAAGCACGAGUCUAUGCCGAGAAUCCGGCUAGGAGCUUCGCGCCUAGUCCGGGUCUACUGCAGGAGGUGAGGUGGCACGAGCCCCCCGGAACCCGAAUCGACACCUGGAUUAGGGCUGGUCUCACGGUUAGCCCCGACUAUGACCCCCUCCUGUCCAAGAUCAUGUACCACGCAUCCACCCGGUCCGACGCGGUGGCUGGAAUGGCAGAGGUGCUGGCAAAGAGUGUCAUUUGCGGCCCCCCAGUCAAUCUCGACUACCUCUCAGCGAUUGUCGACGACGACCGAUUCCAGAAGGGCCAUACCAUUACCAAGUUCCUCGACUCGCUGGACUAUGCCCCUGCAGCCAUUGAUGUCAUUUCUGGCGGAUCAUACACCCUCGUGGAAGAUUAUCCCGGGCGGCCGUCCGUUGGUCACGGAUUUGGUCAUGCCGGUCCGAUGGACCCGAUCGCUUUCCAAGCCGCCAAUAUCCUCGUGGGAAACCCUCCGACCACAGAGUCGCUCGAGAUCACCCUCAAGGGCCCCGAGCUGUUGUUCCUCGGAGACGCGGUGGUAGCGCUCUGCGGCCCUCCCGUCCCUGCUACGCUGGACGGUCAAGAGAUUGUCCAAUGGAUGCGUGUUAGUGUCCAGGCAGGUCAGACGCUCAAAAUCGGGAAAUUGGCCGCGCACUGCCGUGUAUACCUGGCUGUCUAUGGCGGAUUUCCUAACAUUGCGAGCUGGUUCGACAGUAAAUCAACCAACCCGCUGGUCGGAGUCGGCGGGUACCAAGGUCGACCCCUUCGCGCUGGCGAUUUCCUGCACACAGUCUCGCGUGACCAGCUUCCGGAAGCACGAGCCAUCAGUAUGCCACGCUCCAUGAUUCCCCAGUAUUCUAACGACUGGGUGAUUCAAGUCAUGCCUGGCCCAUACGAGACCGGUUAUCUGACCCUCAAAGACAUCGAGAUGUGCUUUUCAACAACCUGGAGGGUGAGCCAUAAUGCUGCACGAGGUGGCAUCCGCCUCAUUGGGCCGAGACCGGAGUAUGCGCGUGGCGGUGGGGGCGAUGGAGGGUCCCACCCGAGCAACGUCUUCGAAUAUGGAUACCCGAUGGGCGGUCUGAACUGGACUGGGGACGAGCCGGUCCUAUUUCCAGUGGACUGUCCGGACUUCGGUGGCUUCCUGUGCAGUCUGACCGUUAUACGGGCGGACUUCUGGAAGCUCGGCCAGCUUCGCGCUGGAGACACCCUCCGGUUCCACCGGGUCGACCUCGAUACUGCACUGGCGUGUAGGCGCCGACACGAGCGUUUUCUGCAGAGAAUGGCUUCCUGUGUGGCGAAUGGCUCGUGGGAUGAUGCUGUCGCUUUCGAUGAUGCGGCGCUGAAUUUCCUUGCGUAUGCCCCGGGACAGGACGUGGUGGCUUCCCUGGAGGCGACUGAGACGCAGCCCAAGGUGACCUACCGAUCUGGAGGGGACGACUACCUCCUCGUCGAGUACGGCGAUGGCAAGAUAGACCUGGAGAUGAAAUGUCGGUCGACAGCGCUGAAACGCGCCCUCGAGUCGGCCACCGGGGCGGUCUCCACCAACCGGAACCAAGGCGGCCAGAUUUACAACCUGGUCGCGUGCGGGAGCUCGUUGGCCGUCUGGUACAACGGCCUGGGGCUUGAGCGAGCUGAUAUGGUCCGCGGACUGAUCGAGAUUGAACACACCCUUGGGGACAUGCGCCAUGUCCGUUUUCCCAUCCGUCGGUACCGGCUGCCUGUCACCUUCCAGCACCAGAAACUGGUCGAGAUGCUCGAGCGCUACACGACCACCCAGCGGGCGACCGCAGCUUACCUCCCGGACCCCUUCGCGUAUGUAGCCGAGUUCAACGGCCUGACCCCGCAGGAGCUGAAGGAGGUCCUGUUGGCGGCCGAGAACGUCGUCCUCGCAGUGGGGUUCAUCAUGGCCUUGCCCAUUGCCGUGCCCCAAGAUCCCCGCCACCGCAUCCGCACCCCCAAGAUGAAUCCCAGUCGCAACUACACCCCCGCCGGCUGCUUUGCCCACGGGGGCUCGUCAAUAUGUCUUUACCAGGUCGAUGGCCCCGGGGGGUAUAUGCCCCUGGGAAUGUCUCUACCAACGCUCGAUCUCUACGGCACGAACCCAGUCUUCCAGCAGCAGCCCUGGCUGAUCCAGGAUAUGAACACGAUCAGCUUCUUCGAAGUGUCAGGGGAAGAGUACGACAGGAUAGUGGCGGACCUUCAGGCGGGACGGUAUAAAUUUCAGGCCGAGGAUGGUGUCUUCGACAUGGCCGAAUACCACCAACUGCAGAAGGAGACCGGGGCAGAGAUGGAGGCAAUUCGGCAGAAGCAGCUCGUGGCAGCCACCCAAGCCACGGCAAGGGAGAAGGCUCUCCUGAAUCAAUGGCUGGCGGAGAAAGAUGCAAUGGUGCCUGACGACGAUGAGGUAGCACGCUUACUGCAGGAUGCGACAAUUCAAGCGGUCGAAGCCCCAACCAGCGCCAACGUGUGGAAGGUCCUUGUUGAGCCGGGCACUACGGCGACCGAAGGCCUAACCCUCGCGAUAUUGGAGGCCAUGAAAAUGGAAAUCAAUGUCGAUGUAGCUGCGGAAAUGGCGGGCGCCACCGUGGUAAAGGUCUUGAUCCAGCCGGGGGGUAGUGUGCACAGUGGUCAGCCGAUUGUACUCCUGCGUCAACAAGCACAAGAAGUUUGA
This is a messenger RNA of Aspergillus aculeatus ATCC 16872, 3738 nucleotides long. Its product is annotated as bifunctional urea carboxylase/allophanate hydrolase. Bases 1 to 3738 code for a protein of 1245 amino acids. The transcript has 4 exons. NCBI's taxonomy places the organism in Eukaryota, Fungi, Ascomycota, Eurotiomycetes, Eurotiales, Aspergillaceae. The record is from RefSeq and is a predicted model, not a curated record. Gene Ontology annotation, molecular function: metal ion binding; ATP binding.